Messenger RNA from Oncorhynchus gorbuscha (pink salmon), 1258 nucleotides. Its product is annotated as chemerin-like receptor 1. The annotation marks the transcript as partial. Lineage: Eukaryota; Metazoa; Chordata; Actinopteri; Salmoniformes; Salmonidae. The transcript has a single exon. The record is from RefSeq and is a predicted model, not a curated record. Gene Ontology annotation, biological process: inflammatory response; positive regulation of macrophage chemotaxis; regulation of calcium-mediated signaling. Gene Ontology annotation, molecular function: G protein-coupled receptor activity; complement receptor activity. Gene Ontology annotation, cellular component: plasma membrane.
AAAACAACUGAAAUCAUGGUUCCCCCAAUCAACUCAUCUGACUAUGAUGACUACAAUGAUUCAGUGGUGAUACCAUCUCAGUCCCCAGUCAUCUAUGAGAUGUAUCAGAUGAGGACUGGCUUGAGAAUAAUGUAUGUGUCGGUCUACGCAGCCAACCUUCUACUGGGUCUACUGCUCAACGCUGCCGUCAUCUUCAUGAUUGUCUGGAAAUACAGGUCCAAGAAGAAACUGAGUCGACGGAUGUUGAUCAUUGGCUUGGCUGCCACCCACCUCAUCUUCUGCCUCUUCACUCCACUUUACUUGAUCACAGCCUGGAACUACUUCUCCUGGACAUUUGGGAAGGUUGUCUGCAAGUUGGGGUCCUUUGUGAUGUUUAUGAACAUGUUCUCUGCCUCAGUGAUGAUCACUUUCUGGAAUGUGCGCUGGUGUGUCCCCAGAUGUUUUGAACAUCACAUGUCCAGCAGCAUGGUUCUACUGUCCUGGUUCACUGGGGCCAUACUAAGCGCCCCCUCUUUACUGUCCAGGGAGGUUCAGUAUACUGCCGAUGGACACCUCUGCCUUGACAACUAUGAUUAUACUGAACAACGCCAGAUCUCUAAAGAGGGUAAGGAGAGAAUGAUGGCUGUGGUGACCUGUCGCUUAAUUUUCGGGCUGCUGCUCCCUUUGGGUGUGACGUGUGUCAGCCGUUGCUGCAUUAACAGCAGGGGAAAUAACCAAGUGAAGUCAUUGGUUAUUCGACCUGUGACUAUUGCCCAUUUCCUAUGCUGGGCUCCUGUCCUCUGUCUAUCUAUGCCGCAAAUCGCAAUGGGCAUAGACAACAAAUGGUUCAGAUACGUAUUGCCCUUAGCCACUGCCCUGUCAGUCUUAAACAGCUGCAUCUAUCCUAUCAUCUGCAUCUGGCAAGGAAAUAAAGAACUUAAGCAUAACUUUCGCUCACAGCCUGAGACAGAGGACGAAGGAGAGGAGGGCCAUGAGAUGACUUGCCUGGAUAGGGAGGACAAUGUCCUUGAACAGUAAUGGGAAUACAACAUACUUUUCCAGCUUGAAAUGUACUUGUAAAUGUCAUAUAGAAAUAUUUUGGUCUAUCAUUUUUAUGAAUUGUAUACUCACAGUAUGCACAGUAUAAUUACACAUUUUUUAAUAUUUUUUAAAAUUUAUUUCACCUUUAUUUAACCAGGUCGGCUAGUUGAGAACAAGUUCUCAUUUGCAACUGCGACCUGGCCAAGAUAAAGCAUAGCAGUGUGAACAGACAACACAG